AUGUUCAGGAACCAGGUAAAAUGGAAAUGCUUCUUAGCCUGCCAUACGCAAGUUGAUGUUAAAUAUGGCCUAUAUUAUGUGUCAGGCACAGGGUACUACCACUGCCAGAACCAUUACGACACCUAUGAUGACGACCGCCGACUUGCUUUAAACGACUAUGUCCAACAAGAACUGGAUAUUAGCUGGAACGCCUUGCUUAGAAACAUCAACCCACCAGGCUCUAUGCGCGGUUUUGUAGCCGCAUCUCCUUCUACUAGCUAUCCAGAUUACUUUUACACAUGGACACGCGAUGCUGCCCUGGUGAUGCGAGUGGUGGUGGACAAUUACAAUGAAGACGGGGUCAAGAGGCUCCUUCAUGACUAUGUAGCUUCCGAAAUAUAUCAUCAGGUGACGUCGACGUUAUGCGACUGCUUGGGUGAGCCAAAGUUCAACAAAGAUGGCUCGGGAUAUGACGGGUCAUGGGGAAGACCUCAAAAUGACGGGCCCGCUAGCCGUGCCAUCACCAUGAUGUUACUCGCAGAAAAGUCACACGAGAACUAUGUCAAGAAAACACUUGUGCCUGCCAUUUUUGCAGAUCUGGACUAUGUUGCUGAUGUUUGGUCGACGCCUUGCUUUGAUCUAUUUGAAGAAAGUGAGGGUUUGCACUCGUAUACCCUCUUGGUAAUGCGCCGUGCUCUGGUGGAUGGUGCUCGAUUUGCUUCACAGCACAGUGACCCUGGUCGCGCAGCAACCUACACUCGGGUCUCAGAAAAAAUCCGCGAACGACUCGAGACUUUCUGGGAUGGGGAUCAUGUUGUUGUUACUCAAGAGCACACUGGCGGCUUAUACAAACCUUCUGGCCUUGAUGUAUCUGUUUUGCUGGGUGUAAACCAAGCUGGUACGUAUGUUGCCCCCCCGCCUUGCUCGCUCGCUAUACUUGCCACUGCACAUGCCUUGGAAAAAUCGUUCGAGCGGCUCUAUCAUGUCAAUAGCGCUCACCCCGAUCAGCUUGGCACCGCCAUUGGACGAUAUCCGGAGGAUACGUACGAUGGUUACAGGAGCGGUUCAGAAGGCAAUCCAUGGUUUCUUGCCACAGCUGGAAUGGCAGAAACGUACUAUCGUGCUACACUCGAAUGGCAAUCGGACCAGUCCAGUGUAGUCGUCAAUGCUAUCAAUGGCCCUUUCUUUGGACGCUUGCUGGCACAAGAGCCAGAAAAACUAAUAGGCACCACGUUCCAUUACGGAACCCCGGACUUUGAAGCACUUGUCGGCAAAAUGACAGAAGCUGCAGAUCGAUUUAUGGCCACCAUUCAAUACCACCAACGACUCAACGGUUCUCUUUCAGAGCAAUUUAACCGCUACACAGGAUUCGAGCAAGGUGCCCGCGACCUCACUUGGUCAUAUGCUUCAUUUAUCUCUGCCGCAAAAGCGAGAAAUGGGCGCCCAGUAAAAUAG
Molecule: messenger RNA, 1434 nt
Organism: Zychaea mexicana
Lineage: Eukaryota; Fungi; Mucoromycota; Mucoromycetes; Mucorales; Lichtheimiaceae
Product: Six-hairpin glycosidase-like protein
Exons: 5
Coding region: 1-1434 (477 amino acids)
Biological process (GO): polysaccharide metabolic process
Cellular component (GO): fungal-type vacuole
Molecular function (GO): glucan 1,4-alpha-glucosidase activity
Source: RefSeq, a predicted model, not a curated record